AUGCCCGUCAUUUCACGCCUCGCGUCCAUCAUCCUCCGCAUUGCGGAGAUUGCCUUUGCAGCUGUCGUUGCAGGUGUUAUUGGACACUACCUUGCCCAACUUAACCACAGCGGUGUAGAUGUUGACUGGUGGCCUCAGUCCCGAUGGAUCUAUACUGAGGUAAUCGCCGGGUUAUCGAUAUUGCUGGGUCUCAUAUGGCUGAUCCCAUUCUCGUCCGGAUUCUUCUCCUGGCCUAUGGACAUAAUCAUUUCCCUUGCUUGGUUCGCUGCGUUCGGUGUGCUCGUCGACACCCUCCGCCAGUUGGACUGUGGCAGUAUCUGGUCCUGGCGGUUUAGAGGGGAUCGGAUUUGUGGCCGGUGGAAGGCAGCCGAGGCCUUCAGCUUCCUUUCUGCUAUUGUCUGGCUUGUUUCUGCUAUCGUGGGGAUCUGGUUUACCUUCCGCAAACGCGAUAACAAUACUACCGAUGGGGUUCGCCGCCGCCGCUGGGGUCGUCGUUCCGCUGUCUAG
Penicillium griseofulvum is the source of this 507-nucleotide messenger RNA. Its product is annotated as MARVEL domain-containing protein. Gene Ontology annotation, cellular component: membrane. Lineage: Eukaryota; Fungi; Ascomycota; Eurotiomycetes; Eurotiales; Aspergillaceae. The record is from RefSeq and is a predicted model, not a curated record. Bases 1 to 507 code for a protein of 168 amino acids. The transcript is spliced from 5 exons.